AUGACCAAGUUUCAAGCCCGAAAAAGAGCUCAAAGAAUAUCAACCAAUGGACCGAACAAAGAAAGAACAUCAGUCGAAAAAAGGGAAAAGGAACUGCGGUCGAAGCUAAAAGAGCAAGGAGAUGCAAACAAGAAGAAUAUGAUGCUCUCAAAGAAAAAUGAAAAAGCAGAAAACGAGGGAGCUUUUAGAAACUCGCCCCCGAAGAAUGGAAAAUUGCAAAAUAAUCACGAACAAACAGGGCCGAAAUCGAAAUAUAAAGCAGGAAAUACGAUGAAACAGAGGAAACUGGAGGAAAAAGCGAAUAAAGAAAAGGAGUCACAAGUAUUAAUAUCAUAA
Oikopleura dioica is the source of this 336-nucleotide messenger RNA. The record is from the annotation of a GenBank genome assembly. NCBI's taxonomy places the organism in Eukaryota, Metazoa, Chordata, Appendicularia, Copelata, Oikopleuridae.